Molecule: messenger RNA, 974 nt
Organism: Helianthus annuus (common sunflower)
Lineage: Eukaryota; Viridiplantae; Streptophyta; Magnoliopsida; Asterales; Asteraceae
Product: LRR receptor kinase BAK1
Exons: 8
Coding region: 103-765 (220 amino acids)
Molecular function (GO): protein binding
Source: RefSeq, a predicted model, not a curated record
UGUUUUUAAGUUACAAGUUGGUGUUUCGAGUUCUGUUCAUUUGUAUCCUUUUUAUCUGGUUGAGUAACUCUUAGCUCGACCCAAACGACCCAUUUGUUGGAAAUGGAUCGGAUAAUCUCUUUGUUUUCAUCUUCGGCUCUCCUAUUGUUUAUUUUGGUAGUACAAAAUACGUCCAGUGUUUAUGGGAAUGCUGAAGGUGAUGCAUUGUAUGCCUUAAAGAAACAAUUAAAGGAUCCUAACAAUGUUCUGCAAAGCUGGGAUCCAACUCUAGUCAAUCCAUGCACUUGGUAUCAUGUUACUUGCAACAAUUACAACAGUGUUACUAGAGUUGAACUUGGAAACGCAGGCUUGAGCGGUCAACUGGUUUCACAGCUUGGUCAACUUUCUAAUCUACAGUACUUGGAGAUGUAUGGUAAUAACAUCACCGGAAUAAUUCCUAACGCGAUUGGGAACCUAACCAACUUGGUGAGCUUGGAUCUUUACUUGAAUCGGCUCCACGGCCGCAUUCCAACUGCAUUGGGCAACCUUCAAAAACUUCGCUACCUUCGUCUCAACAACAACAUUUUGACCGGAACAAUUCCAUUUUCGCUAACGACCAUAACUACACUACAAGUUCUUGAUGUAUCAAGCAACCGUUUGAGAGGAUAUGUUCCUCGCAACGGAUCAUUCGCAUUUUUCACGCCUAGGAGUUUUGCCAAUAAUCCUAACUUGGAAUUCCCUCCGGAUGCUCCUGUUGCCCCAGCCCCUGCUCCACUGUCCUCAUAGUUUCCUUCAGGUAUUUCAUGGAAUGGAAAAAUCGAACAACUUCUUUAGCAUAUUUUACAAGAGUGACAUAGUUGUUUGAAUCUUAUUUGACGUACAAUAAAAUUGUAUUCCUUCUUGAAGUGUUGACUGCAUUGAGACAUUAUAGUUGUUUUCUCAUUGUUUUUGAGCUUUUGAUUUUAAUCGUCACUACUUAUAUUCUUCUCCUUAAA